GGUCAGGCAGCUGCCCAGCCCUGCAUUGCGGGGAUCCAUGGUCGGCGUCCAGGCUGCUCCCCUGAGGCCCAGAGUUAAGAGAGCACUGAAGUUGGAGACCCUUGCAAAAGAAAACCCACAUGAAGCAACACCUUUGAAGACCAGAAAGAAAAAUUUAAGCUCGUAUUCACCAACAACAGGAACAUGCCAAAUCAGUGCAUUUUCAUCUCCCACGAGGCAUAAUGUACAAAACCUCGGAAAUGGUCUAUCAAAUGGAGACAGAGAUGAGCUGAAUGACCCAGAAAUCAGUUUAUCCAGAAGAGGCCAAUCUCAAACAGAAGAGUAUGAUAAGUUCAUGGUGUUGCAAUCUGAAGUUGAAAAUUCAUUGGUGAGAUUUCUGAAAAUGAGACAAAGCUUAACAACUUUACAGGCUUUAGAGGGCAGUAGAGAGCUUGAAAAUAUUUUUGGCGUCUCAGACUCAUCCUGUAACUUGAAAGCUGAAGUGCAGAAGACCAAAGUGCUAAUGGCUCAAGCAGAAAAACAAAAGCUGCUGAAGAGGAGUAAUGCAAAACAUCCUGCCCGAGAAUAUGUACAAUCUGGUAACAGCUAUGAAUUCCUUAAAUCCCUCAUUAACUGAGGCACUAUGUGAAAAAUGCAUUCCAUAUCAACACAAAGUUCUACAUCUGCUUUAUUGUACUUAAAAGGAGAGAAAAAAUGCCUGUAAAUCUAUCUCCCCAGCAAAUACCAAUUAAGGAUUGCUCAUUGCACAAGGCAGGUGCAUAUCUAGAUAAAAUUUCUGGUAUCUAAUUUAAACUUUACAAUGUGCACAACCAGAUAAUCUCAAUGUAAAUAAUUCAUUUCUUCAUGGCUCUUUUAUGCAUGUUUAUGUACUACAAGCUGAUCUAGAUUUACUGCUGUACAGAGUAUAAACUUCUUUUGCUACGUGCAGUUAUUAUAAACAGUAGUUGUGCUGCCUUGGUGUAAAGGCUGUAAUAUGUUUUAGCAUUGAGCAGGAAGAAGCUGAAUGUUUAAGGAUGAAUACUGAUUCCCAGGCCUUCAGAGAGACUGAAAAUUUCACAGUAAUGAUAUGCUCCAUUUCUAGGAAUGGGUGCCAGUUUUACCAUGAGCAGCAAUGACAAUUUGUAGGGCUUUGUUUAUGCAGUUCAUCAGCCUACGCAAAAGUUGAGAUGCUAUAUAAGAUAAGUUGCAGCAGUUCCAUGACAUUUUCGGCAAAAGCUGACAUACUCCAAACGGGGUGUUUGCAAAAUAUUUUAUUUUUUUGGUUUAUUGUGAUCAAAUAACCUGGGAAAUUACAUUAUGGUAGGAGUUCAUUCUGAAUACUCAACAAGUCCAAUUUGUUUUAAGCUAGGUAGUAGACAGUUGGGUUCCCUAACCCAGGGCCAUAUUUAUACUGCAUAAGUGGAUGCUAUUGACUUCAGUGAGAAUGUUUGUGGAGUAAGGCAUAACUGAACAUUAGUAAAGGUGUCCGAGGCGGGCCCUCACUGUUUACGUGCACAUACUUAGAGAAUGAUUAUGUGCUUCCUUUAGUCUAGUGUACGUACUUAGUACAAGGGAAGAGUUGGUGUAAAAAUGGGUUUGCUAUUGUUUCCGCCAUCCUUUGCCUAUUUCUGAUUACCCUGAAAACUCUCCACUUUUAGGCAGAGUUGCCAGAUUUGUAAAGGCAGCUGUGGCCUCUCUUGUGUGUUGGGUAGAAAGUACAGAUGUACAAAAAGGGUGAAGGAGUCUGAAUAUUAUUUCUUCCCACCAUUGUAGAGUAGUGCUUCUCAAACCAGGAGGCGCCUAGCAUUUUACAAGUGAAGUUUUGAGUUAGACAAAGCUAAAAUGAUGAGUGGUGCAGAGAUGUUGCCAGCUUUGUAUACUCUACAACUGCUCCGUAAAUGUAGAUAUUUUAGAAAUAGCAGAAACAUCCCUUUUUAAUAGAUAUGCAACCUGAUCCAAAAAGGCAUUUGGUGUGCAAAUAGAACGCAGAGUGUCUUAAGUUAGACAAGGGACAGUCAGCAAUUAAUGUCAAGUUAGUACAUUAUUUUUACCUUGACCCCAUAAUGUCAGAAUAACCAAGGUUAUCAAUUUUUUUAUUAAGGAAAACAGAAAAUUCAGGGCUGAAUGGGGAAAAAGAUUUAAGAUCUUGCUCCAGAUAUUACUCUUAACUAUGUGUACCUUAAUGCUGUUAAAGCCGUUACUGUUUCUUUGACCUCUUGGUAUACUUAGCUUUUGCCUUUCAGAAACAGCUGGGACUGCUAAGAACCAUUUCUCAAUUCUACACAAGGUAGAUCAGAUGACUCUCGCUUUAUCACCCUUGGAGGCCAUCUGAAGGACAAAGAAAAGAGAUACAGACAAAACUAAUGUUUUUAUAUGGUGAGGAACACUUGGCCCUAAUCUUGUGAUGAAUACAAGACAGAAGAGACUAACUAAAAUGUGAAACUAUUCCACUUUCUUCCAUCUUAGUUGGAUGUUUUACAUACUUUUAUUGAAAAUAGAGGUACACUACAUUGCUUUAGCUUAUGGCAGUGUUUCACUAAGUUUAUUUGUACAAAAUUCUGUAGGUGUUGUUUCUCAAAAUCAUGGUGGACUCUUUCUAUGGCUAAUACACGUAACUACCCACUCCUUUUUAAAAGAAAGAAAAGAUUUUAUUGUGGAUGGAAAUUUUGCAUGCCUUACACAUUGGUAAUUAUCAUGGUAGCACCCUCUCAGAAGAAUGUUAAAUGUUUAUGGAAAGGUUACAGUUACAGCUUGGAAUAAACUCUCAUACACUAGGUCAAGUGCUGUCUGUCUACAUAUAUAACUGGAGUUCACAAAUGCCUUAUAUGUUAAGUGGAAUGUUUUACCGCCUACAAAAUAAAGCUGCCUUCUAGAAGUGCUGGUAAUUACUUGUUGACAAGAUUAAGACAAGUUAUUUCACCAACAAAUACACUGCCUCUUUUAAUUAAAGAAAUGUAAACUCA
Mauremys mutica (yellowpond turtle) is the source of this 2942-nucleotide messenger RNA. RefSeq names its product integrin subunit beta 3 binding protein (gene ITGB3BP). The record is from RefSeq and is a predicted model, not a curated record. Gene Ontology annotation, cellular component: nucleoplasm. Lineage: Eukaryota; Metazoa; Chordata; Testudines; Geoemydidae. Bases 38 to 616 code for a protein of 192 amino acids. Gene Ontology annotation, biological process: regulation of DNA-templated transcription; CENP-A containing chromatin assembly. The transcript is spliced from 9 exons.